Jaculus jaculus (lesser Egyptian jerboa) is the source of this 658-nucleotide messenger RNA. RefSeq names its product histone H2AX. Gene Ontology annotation, cellular component: nucleosome. Lineage: Eukaryota; Metazoa; Chordata; Mammalia; Rodentia; Dipodidae. Gene Ontology annotation, molecular function: structural constituent of chromatin; protein heterodimerization activity; DNA binding. Bases 79 to 510 code for a protein of 143 amino acids. The transcript has a single exon. Gene Ontology annotation, biological process: DNA damage response. The record is from RefSeq and is a predicted model, not a curated record.
ACUCGGACUGCGGCGGUUGGCCGUUUGGGAGUCUCGGGGCGUUCCUCCUCGCCGCUCUAUUCUACCUCGCCUCUCGUCAUGUCGGGCCGCGGCAAGACCGGCGGCAAGGCCCGCGCCAAGGCCAAGUCGCGCUCGUCUCGCGCCGGGCUGCAGUUUCCGGUGGGCCGCGUGCACCGGCUCCUCCGCAAGGGGCACUACGCCGAGCGGGUGGGCGCCGGCGCGCCCGUCUACCUGGCGGCCGUGCUCGAGUACCUGACGGCCGAGAUCCUCGAGCUGGCGGGCAACGCGGCCCGCGACAACAAGAAGACGCGCAUCAUCCCCCGCCACCUGCAGCUGGCCAUCCGCAACGACGAGGAGCUCAACAAGCUGCUGGGCGGCGUGACCAUCGCGCAGGGAGGCGUGCUGCCCAACAUCCAGGCCGUGCUGCUGCCCAAGAAGACCAGCGCCACCGUGGGGCCCAAGGCGCCGGCGGGCGGCAAGAAGGCCACCCAGGCCUCCCAGGAGUACUGAGGGCCGCCAGCCCUUCCCGCCCGAGCCCUCCUCCCCCAAUGCCACAAAGGCCCUUUUAAGGGCCACCAUGUCCCUCACUGAAAGAGCUGAGCCACAUCGGCCUGCGGGGCCGGCCGGACGUCCCGCCCCCGCGCCACCCGGCCGCCCC